UCUUGGAUGAAUCCCAAACGGCGGUGAUCUUUUUGUGUAGGUGCACUAGGGAGCGAGGGAAAUACUGGGUCUAUUGCGGGUUUUAGUACACUAGAGGUAGAACAAGGAGUAAUUUGGGAUACAGCUUUUGCCUGUUUGAAAUGGAGCCCUCGCUGUACACUGUGAAAGCCGUCUUAAUUAUGGACAACGAUGGAGAAAGACUCUAUGCCAAGUAUUAUGACGACACAUACCCUACCGUUAAAGAGCAGAAAGCGUUCGAGAAGAACAUCUUCAACAAGACACACAGGACCGACAGUGAAAUCGCCUUGCUCGAAGGACUUACGGUCGUUUACAAGAGCAACAUCGACCUGUAUUUCUAUGUUAUUGGCAGUUCGCAUGAAAACGAGUUGAUGCUCAUGGCCGUGUUGAACUGUCUGUUUGACUCUCUCAGUCAAAUGCUGAGGAAAAAUGUGGAGAAGAGAGCCUUACUUGAAAAUAUGGAGGGUCUUUUCUUAGCCGUUGAUGAAAUUGUAGAUGGAGGUGUUAUCCUGGAGAGUGACCCCCAGCAGGUUGUCCACCGAGUGGCUCUGAGGGGUGAUGACGUGCCACUGACGGAGCAGACAGUCACUCAGGUGCUGCAGUCGGCCAAAGAGCAGAUCAAAUGGUCUCUUCUACGAUAAAUCGUACUGUUCCUUCUCUCCAUCAAGACAACGGUGUAUUCAUCAUUACUCUUCUCAUCACUGUUGCCUUCCCCAUUUUCCCCUAUUCUUGUUUCUUAUCCUUCCUGAUGUAGGCUCUCUAAAGGAAACACAAGCAUUAGACUCAAUGUACACUUAAGUGAAGACUAAACAGUACCAGAACGGUCCGUUUCUGAUGAAAAGUGUGGCAGAUGCAGCAUCUAUACGGCGUUAUGUGUAUUCAGUAAUCCUGACAAAGAGUGAGCGAGUAUCUGCACUUCUGUUAGCAGAGACGCUCUAAUUAUUCCAGCACCACAUCAUUUCUCAUAGUGUGUGUGUGUGUGUGAGGGGGAAUAUCACAAUCCUGUGUGAAAGACAAAAGCGAUUUCAGUACAUUCCAGUCAUUGAGCGUUCCUGCUGUUUUCCAUGUCUGUGUUAUGAAAUAAAAAUUAUUGUUUGACUUUUAA
Messenger RNA from Silurus meridionalis, 1123 nucleotides. It is a transcript of the gene copz1, whose product is annotated as COPI coat complex subunit zeta 1. Lineage: Eukaryota; Metazoa; Chordata; Actinopteri; Siluriformes; Siluridae. The transcript is spliced from 9 exons. Gene Ontology annotation, biological process: retrograde vesicle-mediated transport, Golgi to endoplasmic reticulum; intracellular protein transport; intra-Golgi vesicle-mediated transport. The record is from RefSeq and is a predicted model, not a curated record. Gene Ontology annotation, cellular component: COPI vesicle coat. The coding region runs from base 141 to 659 and encodes 172 amino acids.